Messenger RNA from Brassica oleracea var. oleracea, 2134 nucleotides. Its product is annotated as scarecrow-like protein 22. Lineage: Eukaryota; Viridiplantae; Streptophyta; Magnoliopsida; Brassicales; Brassicaceae. Gene Ontology annotation, biological process: regulation of DNA-templated transcription. Gene Ontology annotation, cellular component: nucleus. Gene Ontology annotation, molecular function: sequence-specific DNA binding; DNA-binding transcription factor activity. The transcript has a single exon. The record is from RefSeq and is a predicted model, not a curated record. The coding region runs from base 287 to 1981 and encodes 564 amino acids.
CUGUAAAUACGAGUAGGCUUAAGAGAGAGGGGAAUAUGAAAUGAUACAGAUGUAGACAAGUAAAUCUACAGACACAGGGAAAAACAAAAUCUAGAGAGAUAGAGAGAGGGCAUUGAUGAAUAAGAUCAUCAUUUUGGUAUGUUAUUGUAGAGGGAAGACACGACACAUGAGAUAGAAUAAAGAAAAUGUGGGCGCCAAUCUCAGUUUCAAGCUUUCAUCUUCUUCUCUUCUGAGAUCUAGGUUUUGUUUCUUCUUACCCAACCUUUCUCUCUCUCUUAGAUUGGUCAUGCCCCUGCCCUUUGAGGAGCUACAAGGACUGGGUUUUUCCUACGGAACACGUGAAGAUCUCUGUUGUGUUGUCGGUGUUAACAAUGGUAGUAGCGAGCCCACCUCUGUUCUAGACUCUAGCAGAAGCCCAAGCCCCUUCCUCUCUUCCUCAACCACCACGCUGUCUUCCUCUCACGGUGGUCCCGGCGGCGCCGCCGCCGGGAAAUGCAAUCAGAUGGCUUUCGAGGAUCUCGACGGAGUUCUCUCCGGUUCUCCGGGACAAGAGCAGAGCAUCUUUAGACUGAUUAUGUCCGGCGAUGUAGUGGAUCCGGGCUCUGAGUUCAUGGGCUUCGACCCGGGUUCUGGAUCCGACCCGAAUCCACUCUUCGGCUACGGCUUCCCUCUCGACGAGCCGCCACCGGAAGAAGAAGACUUGAAGUUUCAGAUCACGACGGACCCGAACCCGUGUUUCUUCUCCGGCGGGUCGUCUCCUCCGGCGAAAAGACUCAACUCGGGUCAACCCGUUUCUCACCAGUGGGGCUUCCCGUUCUCGGAUCCGGGUCACCCGUUUCUCGCGCCGCCGCCGAAGCUAGCUGGAACCGAAACAACGGCGGUAAUCACCGAGCAGCUAUUCAACGCGGCGGGGGAGCUAACCGGAACCGAUAACAACAAUCCCGUACUCGCGCAAGGGAUAUUGGCGCGGCUCAAUCAAAACCUCAACAACAACCUUAACAAUCCGAAGCCUCCGUUUCAAAGAGCGGCUUUGUACGUAACCGAAUCUCUCCAAUCUCUACUCCAACCGUCUCUCCCUCCACCUCACACCCUACUCCUUAAAAUCGCAGCCUACAGAGCCUUCUCCGAAACGUCGCCGUUUCUUCAAUUCGUUAACUUCACAGCAAACCAGACCAUCCUCGAGUCUUUGGAACGGUUCGACCGGAUCCGCAUUGUCGAUUUCGACGUCGGUUUCGGCGGUCAAUGGUCGUCUCUGAUUCAAGAACUCGCGAACAGAUCAUCAUCAGCUCCGUUAUCAUCGCUAAAGAUUACAUCUUUCUCCUCUCCUUCAACCGUCUCCGACAAGUUCGAGCUCCGGUUCACCGAAGAGAAUCUCAGAGCCUUCGCCGGAGAGACCGGAGUAACGUUCGAGAUGGAGAUGCUGAACAUGGAGACUCUCCUGAAUCCACCUCUCUCUCUGCUUCGAUCAUCUGAUAAAGAAGCAAUCGCAGUGAAUCUCCCGAUCAGCUCGGUUAUCUCCGGUUACCUCCCGUUAAUCCUCCGUUUCCUCAAACAAAUCUCUCCAAACGUCGUCGUUUGCUCAGACACUAUCCCCGACGCGCCGUUUCCCAACGCUGUGGUCGACGCGCUUCACUACUACACAUCUCUCCUCGAGUCUCUCGAGUCACCGAAUAGUAGUAGUCAGGAAGCUGUUGCGAGUAUCGAGAGGUUUUGCGUGCAGCCGUGGAUACAGAGACUGUUGACUAAUCGUUACCGUUGGAUGGACAAAUCUCCGCCGUGGAGAAGCUUGUUUGGACAAUGCGGGUUUACUUCCGUGGCGAUGAGUCAGACGGCGGAGACGCAGGCGGAGUAUUUGCUUCAGAGGAAUCCGAUGAGAGGGUUUCAUUUGGAGAAGAGACAGUCUUCGUCUUUUACUACUAGUUCGCUCGUGUUAUGUUGGCAGAAGAAAGAACUUGUUGCUGUCUCAGCCUGGAAAUGUUAAAAGAGGGUAAAAAUAAAAAAACAUCAGCCACUUUCUUUCGUUUUUAGCUUUUUAAUUUGGGUUUAAUCAUAUGUUUUAAUGUGUUAUUAAUCUUUGAUUGUGAUGUUAUUAACCAAUCAAAUGAUAUAUAUAAGUAUCCUUUUGUUAGUCCAA